AUGACUUUUACUAACAGCAAAACUUGUUCUUUCGAAUCAGAUGAUGCAUUGAAAGAAGAACAACUGUUCAAUGCUAUUGAAUCACAUAAUGUUACUGUCGUGCAGAAUUUUACGAAAAAUGAACUCCAACGUUUAUGUAACGUACGUCGUCUCUUUCUGUCUGAAUGGUCCUCACCGGACCACGAAAAACAAACAGCUUAUCAACGUGCAUGUCUUCUUGGUCAUACAGACAUUGUGCAGUGUAUUCUCAAUGCUGGUAUUCCACCUGAUCAAAAUUUCUCCGGUGGUGAUUCACGUAAUACUAUGCGAGGAGCAUUUCUAUUUGCUUGUCAAUCACGUUCGAUGUCAACAACUACAGCUUUACUUAAUGCUGGUGUACCAGUUGAUGUACUAGGUUCAUGUUCUCUUAAUUAUGCUAAUUCUUUUGUUCCUGGUAUUCGUGUAUCUAGUUCAUUUGGACAUGACUCAAUCUCUUGGGAGAAUCUCUAUCCAAUUCAUUUUGCUAUUGUCGAUAAUAAUCUCGAACUGUUACAAAAAUUGAUUACACCUACAACAAACAAAUUAUUAACAAUCCAUUACUUCACUCCUUUACAUAUAGCUUGUCUUUUUAAUCGAUCUAUAACAAUGAUCGAUCUAUUACUCUCCUACGAAAAUGCUAAUCUUGCAACAAUAGCUAAAACAAGCAAUGGCAAAUUUCCUGAUGAGUUUGCUACUGAUCAAACAAUAAUUGAUUAUCUUCGACCUACACGUCUGCGCGCUUAUGUAGAAAUAGAAGAAAACCGUCAGAAAAGUCAAGAAUAUAACUUAAAGAAACUUGAAGAAGGUACAGCUUUCCAAGUAUUCAUCACAACUCUUACGAAUAAAACGAUCAUAAUUAUUGUCACAAGAGAAGAUACUGUCGAAAAUAUCACGGCAAAAAUUCAUGAAAAGACAGAUAUUCCACCUAAUCAACAACGAAUUAUCUAUGGAGGCAAACAAUUACGAGAUGGUCUCACACUUGCCGACUAUGAUAUUGGAAAGGACGCUACGCUUCAUCUAAUCGUUAAUCUGCCUGGUGGAUAUUAUUAG
Messenger RNA from Rotaria sordida, 1068 nucleotides. Lineage: Eukaryota; Metazoa; Rotifera; Eurotatoria; Philodinida; Philodinidae. The record is from the annotation of a GenBank genome assembly.